Messenger RNA from Triticum turgidum subsp. durum (durum wheat), 333 nucleotides. Lineage: Eukaryota; Viridiplantae; Streptophyta; Magnoliopsida; Poales; Poaceae. The record is from the annotation of a GenBank genome assembly.
AUGGUGGUGGUCAUCCAUGGAGGGGCGCUAGUUGCCGAAGAAGGGCCAUGCUACAAGGCUCAGCGAGGUAGGCGGCGCGCAGGAAGAGCAGCUGCAACAGCACAGGGUCGCUGCAGACACAGGAGGAGGAAGGCCAUGGCAGAGGAGGGGCUUGUGCACGGGAGGGAGCAGCAAGGCGGCGCUGGAGGGAGGAGGCGCUGGACUUGGGCUCCGGCGGGAGGGAGGAGGAGGCACCAGAGCACGGCGGACGAGCGGGAGGUUCGCGGGGUCUCGGGCUCGGCAUGCAGAGGAGGCAAUGGCGCGGAGGAUGUAGGAGGGAAGGAUGAGGCAUGA